AUGCUACCGCGAAGGGGACUUUAUACGGCACUUUUCUACUUUUUCAACGUUCCUACAUUGCUGGCCUUCAACCUGGACACCAACUAUGUGAUCAGAAAAGACGGAGAACCCGGGAGUCUGUUUGGAUUCUCCCUUGCCAUGCACCGGCAGCUCAACCCGGACAAACCAAUGUUGUUAAUUGGUGCCCCCCGAGCCAAAGCUUUGGGAAAACAGAAUGCAAACAUCACUGGGGGACUUUAUAAGUGUGACAUCAGCUACUCUCCUGACUGUGAGCGCAUUUUAUUUGACAAUGAAGAGGAUAUCCGAGUUGAGAACAAGGAGAACCAGUGGAUGGGGGUGACGGUCCAGAGUCAAGGACCUGGGGGAAAGAUUGUGACUUGUGCUCAUCGCUAUCAGAGGCGCUUGUUUGUAAACACGCCACAAGAGGCCCGUGACAUCACAGGCCGCUGCUAUGUCCUGAGCCAAGACCUGAGCAUCGAUGAGUCGUCCGAUGAGGACGGCGGCAACUGGAAUUUCUGCGAUGGCAGGGUCAGAGGUCACGAGAUGUUUGGCUCGUGUCAGCAGGGCGUGGCCGCCGCUUUCACCAAAGACUAUCAUUACCUGGUGUUCGGGGCGCCGGGAGCGUACAACUGGAAAGGCAUCGUACGGGUGGAGCAGAAAAACAACACUCUGCUGGAGAUGGGCGUGUACGACGACGGCCCUUAUGAAGUUGGGGAUGAGCACGUAUAUAACGCGGAUCUGGUACCCGUGCCUGCCAACAGCUACCUUGGAUUUUCUCUGGACUCAGGUCACAGCAUCACCAGGAGGCGUGGCCUAAUCGUGGUGGCAGGAGCGCCGAGAGCCAAUCACAGUGGAGCCGUGCUCCUGCUGAGGAAAGAGAAUGAAGGCUCGCCCCGACUUGUAGUGGAGCACACGCUGUACGGACCUGGCCUGGCGUCCUCAUUUGGAUACGACGUGGCCGUAGUUGACCUGAACGGGGACAGGUGGCAGGACAUCGUUGUCGGAGCACCUCAGUUCUACAUGAAGGACAAAGAUGUGGGAGGGGCUAUUUAUGUUUACAUCAACCAAGCGGGACGAUGGCGAGGCGUCGUACCCGUUCGUCUCGACGGGACCCGAGACUCCAUGUUUGGGUUAGCGGUGGACAACAUUGGAGACAUCAAUCAAGACUCUUAUGAAGACAUUGCCGUCGGAGCUCCUUAUGAUGAUGCCGGUGCUGGAAAGGUCUACAUUUAUCAUGGGUCUGCGCAGGGAAUAAAAGCAAGAUCAGUACAGAUCAUUUCCGGGAAAGAUUACAACAUGCGACUGUUUGGCUAUUCUCUGGCAGGCAACAUGGACCUGGACAGCAACUCUUAUCCUGACCUUGCUGUGGGCUCUCUAUCAGACUCGGCACUUAUAUACAGGGCACGACCAGUUAUUAGUAUCCACAGAAAUGUCCAAAUUUCCCCACGUGAAAUUGAUCUGACAGUAAAGAACUGUGGCAACAACAUUUGCUUCACAGUGGACGCUUGCUUCAGCUACAAAGCAAACCCUGUGUCUUACAACCCAAGAAUAACCAUCAGCUAUUCUGUGGAGGCGGACGGAGAUCGCAGGAAACAAGGCUUGCUCUCCAGAGUCAUAUUCUUGAACAAAUCCAACUCGGAAACAGAACAUCAGUUUAACGGCACCUUGGACCUUCGAGGACAAAAGCAGGAAACGUGUGUAAAGAUAAAAGCAAAGUUAAAGGACAACAUUAAGGAUAAGAUGCGCAGCAUUCCCAUUGAGGUGACAGCACAAAUAGUUGGCACGAAGCGUCAAAAGUCAAAAAGCGGCCUCCCGCAGCUGAUGCCCAUUUUAGAUUCUUCUCAGUCGAGCAAAGAAACCCUCAAGGUCAACUUUGUCAAGGAAGGAUGCGGAAGUGAUCAUAUUUGUCGCAGUAACCUGAUGAUGGACUACAAGUUGCUGUACAAGCAAAGCAAUCAAGACAUUUACUCACCUUUGCCCAUCAAGAGCAACGUGCCCGUGUUUCAUCUGACUUACGAGAGGAAAGACUUAGCUCUGCGUCUGACCGUCAGCAACAUCAACGGAGACGACGCCUACGAGGCAAAGCUGACGGGCUCGUUCCCCGACACGUUGUCGUAUUCGGGCGUCCGCUCGCAUCGCACUGCGAUUGACAAGCAGAUAAUUUGCGUCGCCAAUCAAAACGGCUCUCAGGCUGAAUGCGAGCUCGGCAACCCAUUUAAGCAAGGCUCCCAGGUUACAUUUUACAUCAUCCUGAGCACUGUUGCAAUGACUCUGGAGACGACGGAGGUUGAUAUAGACCUGCAGCUCCAAACAACUAGUGUACAAGAUCUUGCCCGUGUGAGGAUCAAAGCCAAAGUAAUGAUUGAGUUGCCAUUGUCAGUUUCAGGGGAAGCCAACCCUCAUCGUGUUUCUUUCGGUGGAGUCGUGAGAGGAGAGAGCGCUAUGACGAGUGAAGAAGAGAUCGGCAAUUUGGUUAAUUACACCUUCAGAAUUAACAAUUUAUGGGAGUCUUCGGUCAAAUCCUCAUUGCACAUCCAGUGGCCCAAGUCCAACAACAAUGGCAAAUGGCUUUUAUACCUGGUGAAGAUGAAUGCUAAAGAAGGACCACGUGACGUCAUUUGUACACCAGAGUCUGAGAUUAAUCCUCUCAAACAUAUCCAGGAGAGCUCUACACUCAGGACAAAGCGUGAGAUUGCCCAGAAAAAAACAAGAGGAAAGGCUUCCGUACUGUCAAACAAAAAUAAGAUUUUGGCGUGUGGGAAAGACUUACAGUGUGUGCUGCUCAAGUGCCCCCUACAUGGACUCGAUGGGACUACCGUGGAACUCAGGGCUCGUCUGUGGAAUGCGACCUUUUUGGAGGAUUACGCUUCUCUUUCAUUCUUGGACAUAAUUGUGAAAGCUUCUCUGGUGCUUCACACCCGGGCUACAAACAUGAUUCUGAGAACCCCUGAUACUGAAGUAACGCUUACCGUGUUCCCGGAGAGUGCUGUGGCCCAACAUGGUGGCGUCCCCUGGUGGAUCAUCAUGGUGGCGGUUCUGGCAGGGAUCUUUAUCUUGGCCUUGUUAGUCUGCCUGCUGUGGAAGUGUGGAUUCUUCAAACGCUCCAAGCAGGAGGAAACUGUCCCGCAGUAUCACGCCGUGCGCAUCCGAAAGGAUUCUCCUCACUAUGAAGACAGCAAAGUCAAGCUGGAUGCUUUUGAGAAGAAGUCGUGGAUGACAACUUGGGUUGACAAUGAAAGUUACUCAUAA
This is a messenger RNA of Nerophis lumbriciformis (worm pipefish), 3249 nucleotides long. NCBI's taxonomy places the organism in Eukaryota, Metazoa, Chordata, Actinopteri, Syngnathiformes, Syngnathidae. The record is from RefSeq and is a predicted model, not a curated record.